GAUGUCACAAAGGUCCGUUGAUAUCUUCAGUUUCAGUGUUAGGAGGAAACAGUUGGUUAACCUUUCAGCACAGAUCACAAGCACAGACGAGACCAUUUUGAUGCAACAGUGUUUUUAUUGACUGCUCAAGUUCUGUUCUUGUACACUUUUCGACAUAACUUUAAGAAGAAGUUAAUGUUCAAAGUGCAAAAGCAAAAGUUUAACCAUAAUAAAAUAGCUAGGUCUAACGUUUCGCAAAUGGAAGUCAUGGCUCUCGCGAAAAAGGUGAAAACUGACCAAGAGGAGGUGAAAGAGCUGAAAACCCAACUCCAGCUAAGCCAAGAUGAAACAUUUAGCGUUGAGAGCUUUACCUGUACUCAGGCUAACUUUUUGGAGUUAGUUCAGAGAUUCAGAGAAUACGAAGACAAGAAGAUGGCGGAGGAGAAGGCCAAGCACAGAGAAGAGCUACUGAUCGUCGAGGAGCAGAAAGAAAAACUAGCGGCCGAGUUGGAAGAACUCAGAGCUACACUACCCCGAAUGGACAUGGAAAACAAAAAGGUAGUGGAGAACUUGAAAAAACAGCUAGGAGAAAGAGACAAUCUCAUUGCUACAGAAAAUAAGAUAAAGGAUGAAACACAAAUGGAAGAAUUAAUGGAGCGCAAAGAACUGGAGAUGAUUAUUGAAAAGCUGAAGAAGAAGAAGAAAGAUCUUACCGGAAAGGUUUCGGCAUUAGAGAAUGCGGUCAAAGACAAACAAAAUGUAAUUGAAAACAGAAAUCUGGAGAUAUCUUGUUUAGUGAGGGACAAUAAACAAUUACAACAGGAUGGGGCUAAAGAAAAGGAAAACAACGCUGUUCUACGUGAUGAAGUAAACGGGUUGAAAGGCAUACUCAAAUCCGUCAAGGAAGAUUUGACGACACAGGCUGAGCUCAAAAAAACGAGAAAGGAGCUGAAGAAGGCCAACCGAGAGAACGCCAACCUGGAUGCAACCGUCACACAUCUCAAACACUGUGAUGCAGACCUGAUUAAUGAGAUAGAGAAAAACAUGAGCAGCUAUAUCACGCAGUUCAAGACCGAUCUGCAGGAAUGCAUUGAUUAUACCUCGGACCCCACGGAAUGUGUACAGAAUAUCAUUGAGGUCAAAAGACGUUACAUCGACAAUGACACCCAAGUACAGAUGGAUGAAAACACUGAGGCUUAUCUUAUAAAAGCGGUUCCUGAUAGUGACGUAACAAUCAGCCAUUACAGAAAGCGCCUCGAAGCCUUGAAACAUUACCAAGAAUUGAAUUUUAAGAGAAGAGAGCAGGAACACAGAGCCUUAACUUAUAUAAUCAACAAGAAGACGAUGGAGCAGCACAACAUAACAAAAGAACUCAAAGAAACAAAACGGCUUCUUGAAAAGGCAAAAAAGCCGCCACUGCAGAAAAUAAUGUCCUGGAUAAAUAAGAAAGUGCUACGAAAAAACAUCAAUGUCGAACCAUCAUCUCUUCUCACAGGUGACAGCCAGCCACCGGUCCUCCCUGAUGACAGAAUCGUAUCAUCUGUGCAUUCCUGUGCAGAUACCACGAUAUCAUCAUCUACGCAGACACAUCAAUACAUGGACGGUGUCAUUCACGUGAGGCCGUAUCAUUCAUUACAUUACAUUACAUUACACGUCAUUUAGCUGACGCUUUUAUCCAAAGCGACUUACAAUUGCUAUAUACGUCAGAGGUCACACGCCUCUGGAGCAACUAGGGGUUAAGUGUCUUGCUCAGGGACACGUUGGUUGAUGUAUCACAGUGGGAUACGAACCCAGGUCUCCUACACCAAAGGCACGUGUCUUAUCCACUGCGCCAUCCCCACCCAUUCAGCGAUCAGUGAUCUCCCAAAAGUUGACUGCUAAAACUCCCCUUAACCUGUUAACACCCGCGGUGAUGGCGUGGUGCAGCAUGUCAGGGCCACAUGGUGGAUCCGUGAGAGGUUACGCCGAAUGCUUCGGUUUUCUCCCACACACCAAAUCAAUUGUGACAGUAAUUGUGAUAAUUACAAUCAAUUUCAAAUAAAAUGACAGUAAUUGUGAUAAUUACUAUCAAUUUCAAAUAAAAUGAACAACUUCAGCUCAAUAUCUGUUCUUGUAUUUCCUGUAUCUGUGAUACCUCAUGUAUGAUUUAAAUAUUUGAAACCUUCAAAGAGGUAUGCAUACGUCUUUUCUAAAUAAAAAAAUACAAUAUACACAAAAACAGUAAACAAAAUAUAGGAAAUGGCUGCGUAAGUAGUUUGAGCACUUUGUGCAACGUGCAGAUGAUUGUACAUGCAAAGUGUAGUGACAGAUAGAUGGAUAGAUACUUUAAUAAUACCCAAGGGCAAAUUCAAAGAAGUGAUUAGGCCCCAGUGAGAUUUGAACUCACCCUGGUUUACAAGACCAGUGCU
Messenger RNA from Sander lucioperca (pikeperch), 2387 nucleotides. RefSeq names its product 227 kDa spindle- and centromere-associated protein-like. The record is from RefSeq and is a predicted model, not a curated record. Bases 175 to 1641 code for a protein of 488 amino acids. NCBI's taxonomy places the organism in Eukaryota, Metazoa, Chordata, Actinopteri, Perciformes, Percidae. The transcript is spliced from 2 exons.